Colletotrichum phormii is the source of this 2448-nucleotide messenger RNA. RefSeq lists its product as uncharacterized. The record is from RefSeq and is a predicted model, not a curated record. The transcript has a single exon. NCBI's taxonomy places the organism in Eukaryota, Fungi, Ascomycota, Sordariomycetes, Glomerellales, Glomerellaceae. The coding region runs from base 471 to 1949 and encodes 492 amino acids.
GGAGCUGCCUGCGACGAGGGGGUGUCGUCCUGCGUGCGACGCAUUCCUUCCUUCAAUCGCGUCUAUUGUCUGUUCCUCCAGUCACACUGCAUUGCAUAUAUGUCUGUCUAGCGGCGCCUCUCCAGACGUCCAGUGUCCUCUAGAGUCCAGAAUCCAGCUUGGAUAACCCCUCCCCAGUGCCCCCCUCACACAGAUACCUAAGAACGAAACGACCAACUCUAAGCGUUGCACCACUUCCAACCUAAUCUAUAUAGCCGCCAUCGCCCUCUUCCCUACAUCUCACCACUUGCUGAUUUCCCCCCUCUUUCUGAACUGAUUUGUCUCAUCCCGGUGAUUCCAACAGUUCGGGAGGCUAAGGUCGUCACUUGACCCCUGUGCGACCCAAUCUGCUGGCUAUCCAGGCUGAGCCGCAGACUCAUCAACUUAUACCACUCUUCCGGGUUUCGACAUUGGCACAUCACGUGGUCACCAUGGCUACUCAGACUGGAACCGCCUCACGAAGGCCAAAGUUGUCGUUGAGCAUCAAGACAUCACCGGCACCUCACACAAGAAUCAACAAGUCCUUGUCCGUCAUCGAUCCCAAGGACCCGACCACCUUCAACACCCUCUCCAACGUCUACGUGACCGCCAUUGAGAGGUCGACACCCACCGCAGCAGAACCGCUCACGGCCAUCAACACAUCCCAAUCACAGCCCUCGCAGUUGCACAAUGGCUCAAAGACACCCCAGCUCCGCAUCCAGACGCCGUACGCAGUCUCCUACCCGGAGACCCCGUUGACCGCACACCCUCUUUCGCCCGGCGUCGCAAUGGAGAUCACCUUUCCGAGUACCAUGACCGCCACCCCGCCUCUCUCCGCCGGCCCCGUAGAGCCCAACCAAGGUCCCCAGAUGUUUGGCUUCUCGCCAAUCGACACUAGGACGCCGCUGACGGCCACCGGACUCAUCACGAACUUGCCAGAGCCGCGCUCGCAAAGGAAGCGUAACAAUAACCUGACCCUCGCGGGCUCAAAGCUGCCGUACACCCACCCCCGCUCCCUCCACAGCAUCCUCCGCAACUCGCCUCUACCUCCGCCAAGCGCAAAGACACCCAUCUCACCCCGCCGGCAGUCCCUGCGCUUGCAAGAGAAGGCGGCCCGCCGCGUGGCCUACAACAGUCCCAUCGAGCAGACAAUCACAACAGAAACAUACACAAAGUCACAUAUUGACCUGCUCGUCGAGGACGUCGUUUCCCCUGCAUCACCGGCAGCAGUGGCAGCAGCAGCGGAGACGGCACUGGCAUCAGCGCCGGCCCAGGAGGAGCAAAACACGGUGCUGGACCUCGCCAUGGCCUUCACGAGCGACGAGACCCGCGACGGCGGCAUGACGCCAGGCCCGUUUGAGGAGAUGCGGCGGCGGAUGGCGGGGCUGGCGGCCAACUCGCCACCGGUCAGCCCGUCUGGCGGCAUUAGGAAGCGGACCAAGCGCAAGGAGAAGAAGCGGCGGUGGGUGUGGACGAUUGGGAACCAGGAGGAGGACGAGGAGAAUCUGGGCGGUGCCGUGGCGGCUUUGCGGGCGGCCGAGGCGGCAGCGGCGGCGGCGGCGGCACAGACACCGCGGACGGCACAGACACCGGUGUUGUCGGUCCCUCGGAGGAAGCCCGUGGCUGCUGUGGCUGCUCCCCCUCCGAUCGUGGAGGUGCAGACCUGCGGCGAUCUCCCGACGCCUAGCGUCGAGACAUUUGAGGAGGCUGCUUCUGGGGAAGAUGUUGAGAUGUCGGAUACGAGUAGCGUCUCGUACUCGUUUUCCGAUCGGGGUUUGACGCCGGGGGAUAUGGAGAUUGAUCUGACGACGCCGACUGUGCCGAAGCGUCUCGUGUCACAGUGCGACAGGCUGGGCUCGGCGGAUCUGAUUAAUCCGGAGACUGGGAGUCGGCGGGAUACGCCGAUACCCCCGGAUAUGGUUGUCCAUUGAUGGGGAUUACCAAGUUACCUUUCAAGGGGGGUGAGCUGGAGUGGGAUCUAAUUUGGAGACACUUGAGAAAUUGCAUCUGCGUGGUGUUCAGGGAGCGAAUUCUUGAAAAAUGGUGGUUUCUUUUGUAGGAUUAUGUACAUGUACCGGCUUAAGGGGUUAAUGAGGAACACGACGCACUAUGAACCAUAUCCUCGGUAAUCUUGAUCGAUUGCGCCGUGAUGUUCCUCCUCGUGUUCCUCCGCAUGUUCCAGCCGUGGACUACCUAGCAAGACUGGGAGGAGCAAUUGUUUCCGGACACGCAGAGGAUGCUGCCACUUGGGAGCUCGGACGUAAGGUGGCGCGAACUUGUGGCGGCCAAAAAGAACGGCCUAGCCAGCGGACGAGUUCAUAGAGGUUCGACCAACAACCCUUGCCUAUUAGUAAGAGACCAGACCAACAAACUGCAACGAAGCGAUGAACGGAAGGUUGAAACGCCAAAUAGAUGAUGAUCUAAACCUCG